This is a messenger RNA of Acanthoscelides obtectus, 2139 nucleotides long. Lineage: Eukaryota; Metazoa; Arthropoda; Insecta; Coleoptera; Chrysomelidae. The record is from the annotation of a GenBank genome assembly.
GUCAAAACUCAAAACCGUCAUCCGUCAUCCGUUAAUAAGGUUAAAACAGUCAAAGCAAACGUCAAUUUUUAAAGGUUGGGUUAUGUUGUGGUUUUGGGUUAUGGUUGGUGCUGAUGUUUGGCCUGGCUUUAUUUUUCAUUUAAAUAAUAUAGACUUUUGAAUUAAGUAUACGUACUACUAUUAUUGUCAUUAAAAAAUAUUUUAGCUACACUAAUGAUGCAUUCAAGUUCAACCGUGGAUAUAUUAGAUUUAUUUGAAUGCAACAAAGUUGUGAAAAUAUGUGCACCCAUGGUACGAUAUAGCAAACUCCAGUUCAGGAAUUUAGAGAUACAUGUUCAUGAAUGUGGAACAACAAACUGGGUGCUUUUGACCAAUUAAAGAUUUGUUUAUCAUCUAUAAACGUUCCAGUAAAGAAGUGACCCAUAUUAUUGAUAACGUCAUUGAUUAACCUAUCCCACCAAAAGAUAACCAACCCAAUUGAUGGCAGUGCCUGAGUGAAAAUAAACUAAAAAUAUAUGGAUGUGAUCUUACAUUUACACCAAUGAUAUUAGCAGAUUCAUUUUGUCAAAGUGAAAAAGCUAGACAGAAUGAAUUUACAACAAACCUCAUGGACACACCAGUGAUUGUACAAUUUGCUGCAAAUACAGUACAUGAUUUUGUUGGUGCAGCUCACUUAGUAUCUCCAUAUUGUAAUGGGGUAGAUCUCAACUGUGGAUGUCCACAGAGAUGGGCUAGAGAUCUUGGCAUUGGUUGUGAGAUGUUGAAAGAUCCACAAAAGGUUUAUGACAUUGUUAGGCAGUGCAGGAAUCAGAUAGGAAAGCCACUCACAGUUAGUGUGAAAAUGAGGUUGCUUGGAGAGACAAAAACUACAGUAGAGAUAGCCAGGCAGUUGGAAAACUGUGGAGUCAGUUUCAUCACAGUUCAUGCCAGAAUACCCAGUCAGUCUGUUGGAGAUAUUAAUAAAACUGAUUUAGCCAAUAUAAAAGAUAGUGUCAGUGUUCCUGUUGUAGGAAAUGGUGGAGUUACAAGCUUUGAGGAAGCAUUGCAGUUACAAGUUGAAACAGGUUGUGAUGGAGUAAUGGUGGCAAAUGGCAUUUUGAAUAAUCCAGCGCUAUUCUCAAAUACCACAGUUACUUUUAAGGAAUGUAUUCAAGAUUGGGUGAACAUCUGUUACAACAGUACAAUACCUGCCAGCAAAUAUAACAAAAUAGCUGACUCUCCAAUAAGAUCUAUAGAUGAAAGACCGUACAACCUAACAUUCCAGUGUUUUCACCAUCAUUUAGUUUUUAUGUUGGAAAAAGUUCUGACACGCAGACAAAGGCAGGUGUUUAAUAACCUGAAACGUUUUGAAGAAGUGGAACAUUUUUUAGAAACAUACUUUGACGUAAAACCUCAGCUUUACGAAUUCGAAAAAUUUUCAAGAUAUGCUUGCAUAGAGACGGAUUAUAAAGAUAAAGAUGAUAUAUAUAAAUUGUUAAGACCAGUUGACUUGAUUGAUAAGAAUGAAUGGUCAUUCUACGAUUGUGAUAAUAAUGAUGGGAAGUAUUUCAAUUAUAAGCAGAAAGAGCUUCAGAAUGAUGAAUGCGAUUGGGCAAACAUAUUUUUAGAGAAUGGCUAAUGUUAUUGGAACACAUUAAGUAUCUAAAUCAAAAUGGUACUCCUGAAGAAUAACAUGUUGUGCAUGCAGUAUUUGAAACCAGCAAGAUAUGGUUCGACACUUGAAGGGUAGUCCAUUCAGUGCAUUUGAUGAGUAGAUAGAAAAACAGCUUUUAAUUGUAAUUUAAUCAGGACACUUUGCUUAAUGUGCGACUUUUUAUUGGAAAAAACACUAUACAAAAAUCCAUGCAAAGAGCCACCAUGUAAAAAUACACAAAAAAUGCUGUUCUCCAAAUCUAUACGUUCAAAUACCAAGAGGUUCUUCCCGCGGUAAUACCAGAAGAAUGGAGUUUUGUGUUGUCAUGAGAGAAAUAACCGAUAAUGACGACCGGUUUUUCCAAAACUUUUUUUUUUCGGAAAAAAGUUUGGUCAACCAGUCAAUACAAUAAAUACGCUUGAAAACUGAUGUUUAGAUGGAUACCAUGCAUGUAUAAUCUGUUCUAAAUCACUUUUGUCAAUAAAUGCAUAUCUAUAGUAAUAAAC